Messenger RNA from Paramecium tetraurelia, 852 nucleotides. RefSeq lists its product as uncharacterized. NCBI's taxonomy places the organism in Eukaryota, Ciliophora, Oligohymenophorea, Peniculida, Parameciidae. Gene Ontology annotation, molecular function: protein binding. The record is from RefSeq and is a predicted model, not a curated record. The transcript is spliced from 2 exons.
AUGAAAUAUAACUCUAAUUAUCAAUUUUUGGUAAAUUUAUUGUGCAUCAAAAAUGUUAAAUAUAGGAUAAUAAAAGCCAAAUUAGAUGGUCAUACAAGUGCUUCAGUCAAUUUCUCUUCUGAUGGUACAACAAUAGCUUUUAGUGGUGAUGAUAACUCUAUCCGUCUCUGGAACGUAAAAACAUCAAAGGAAAUACUCCUAUCAGGUAGUUGCGAGAAAGAUAUUCUCACAUAGUUUAAAAUACCACUUCAGAAUAGCUCCUUAUUGUCACAUGUUUAUCCUUAUUGCACAAUACUUAGAAUGUGUUAGAAUCCUUUGUAAGAAGCUUCAGCAGCACUUAUCUUAUAAGGACAAUCUAUUAAUAAUUAUGAGAAAGAUUUAAAACCUUUGUUUAAAUCAAAAGGAAGUUGCAUCUUAGAAGACAUAAAGCAAAAAUUAAGAACAUUACAAUUAUAAUCUUAAUCAAUUUCUUUUAGUCCUUUGAAUAAUAUGUCUCUUUUGUCUUAAUUAUUGAUCUUCAUCUCUUAUGAUAGAUAAUUACAUGUUUUUCAAAAAUAUCCGUUUCAGGCAAAUGAUUACACUAUCUUAUCCCUUAUAUUAUUAAAUUAUAUUGUCAGUCUUGUGUGUAGGGUAUACUUAUUGAUAUGUCUUAAAAAACACUUAUCAAUUAUACUUUAUAGUGGCUCACCAUUUUAAGAAUUAAUGUAUUAUUUUUAAAUGAGCUCAUCAAACUAGUUCAAACUUAAAAAUAUCAACAUUCAUUAUGAAAUUAAGAAAUUGUCUAUAAUUAUUAUUGAUAUAUUCAUAUACAAUAAAGCUUACAAUAAGGAAAAUUUUUGGUCUCUCUAUUGA